Parnassius mnemosyne (clouded apollo) is the source of this 756-nucleotide messenger RNA. Lineage: Eukaryota; Metazoa; Arthropoda; Insecta; Lepidoptera; Papilionidae. The record is from the annotation of a GenBank genome assembly.
AUGGAUGCAUCUGGCAAAAAGAAGUGGCGCAUUGUCGUAGAUUAUAGGCGACUUAAUGAUGUGACCAUAAAUGAAGUUUAUCCUAUCCCAUUAAUUAGCGAUAUAUUAGAUCAAUUAGGACAUUCUAAAUAUUUUUCGACACUUGAUUUAGUUUCCGGCUUCCAUCAAAUUCCUCUCAAUCCUAACGAUGCUGAAAAGACUGGUUUUAUAGUAAUCAACACAAAUGGCAUUUCCGGUCAUUUUCAAUUUAAUCGCAUGCCCUUUGGAUUAAAAGGUGCUCCUAGUACGUUUCAACGUCUCAUGAACACCGUCCUUUCUGGUCUCCAAGGUCUCCACUGUUUCGUCUACUUAGAUGACUGUAUUAUUUAUAGCCACGAUCUUCAAAGUCAUAUGGAAAAAUUACGUCUUGUUUUUGAUAGGUUUCGAGAUUUCAAUUUGAAACUACAACCAGAUAAAUGCGAGUUCUUUCGACGCGAAGUCACUUAUUUAGGUCAUGUAAUUACUGACAAAGGUGUCUCACCUAACCCUGACAAGGUAAAAUCAGUAUCCAAUUAUCCUAUUCCCAAAAAUCCCAAGGAAAUUAAAUCAUUUCUAGGUCUUGUAGGUUACUACCGUCGAUUUAUAGAUAACUUAUCAAAAAUAACAAAACCCCUUACGUCAUUAUUAAAAAGGGAUGUUUAUUUUAAUUGGACACAAGAACAAACCCAAGCUUUCAAUUUGUUAAAGGAAAAAUUAACUUCAGCUCCUUUACUUUAA